AAUUUCACUGGCACCGUCCAAUGCCAUGAGCUCCAAUUUGUUGUUGCAAUGUGAUCCCGUCGAAAGGAAAUCCUUUCCUUACCUUCUCUCGCUCUCCUCUCCGAUUCAGAAACCCUAAAAAGGAAGACUUUUGUCCCCUCAAUUUGGUUCGGGGAAGUCGAGAAAGUGGUGGUUCUUGGGGGAUAUGGUUAGAUAUGGGCCGGGACGGGAGCGUGGUGCCGGCGGAGCCGCCACAGCAAGCGGCGGCGGCGGCGGCCUCGAAGAAGAAGACGCAGUCGUCUAGGAGCUGGAUCCUUCUCGACAGUAAUGGUCAAGGCACCGUCCUCGACGUCGACAAGUACGCGAUCAUGCACCGCGUGCAAAUCCAUGCGCGCGAUCUUCGUAUCCUCGACCCCCUCCUCUCCUAUCCCUCCACCAUCCUCGGCCGAGAGCGAGCCAUCGUCCUCAACCUUGAGCACAUCAAGGCGAUUAUUACUGCUGAAGAGGUUUUACUUCGGGAUCCAUUAGAUGAAAAUGUUAUACCUGUGGUUGAGGAGCUCCAAAGGCGAUUACCUCUAGCUAGUGCCGUUCCUGCAAAGGAUUAUCCCGGUGGACCAAAUGACGAAGUGGGUGAAGAAGAUGAAUCUCCAUUUGAAUUUCGUGCCCUUGAGGUUGCUUUGGAAGCCAUAUGUAGCUUCCUCGCUGCUCGUACAACCGAAUUGGAGACUGCUGCUUAUCCUGCCUUGGACGAGCUCACCUCGAAGAUAAGCAGUCGUAACUUGGAUAGGGUUCGUAAAUUGAAGAGUGCCAUGACAAGACUAACUGGAAGAGUCCAAAAGGUGAGAGAUGAGCUUGAGCAACUAUUGGAUGAUGACGAUGAUAUGGCCGAUCUAUAUUUGUCGAGAAAGUUGGCUGGUGCAUCCUCUCCUCUAAGUGGUUCAGGUGCACCCAAUUGGUAUCCUGCCUCCCCCACCAUAGGCUCAAAAAUUUCCCGAGCUAGUAGGGCCAGUUUAACUAUUCGGGGAGACGAAAAUGAUGUUGAGGAGCUUGAGAUGUUACUUGAGGCUUAUUUUAUGCAGAUAGAUGGCACAUUGAACAAAUUAACUACGCUCCGAGAGUAUAUCGAUGACACAGAGGAUUACAUUAAUAUCCAGCUCGACAAUCACCGUAAUCAGCUCAUUCAGCUUGAGCUCUUCCUUAGCUCGGGAACUGUAUGCCUAUCCAUAUAUUCUUUGGUGGCUGCAAUUUUCGGGAUGAACAUCCCUUACUCGUGGAAUGAGGACCAUCCUUACAUGUUUAAAUGGGUGGUCAUAGUCGCAGGAGCGUUUUGCGCGUUUUUAUUCCUGGUCAUUGUUUCUUAUGCUCGUCACAAGGGCCUUGUCGGGUCGUGAAUCUGAAGAUCAUUCGGGUCGGGCAAUCAAUUGUAGCUAAAGAUGCCCAUGUUCGAAGUUCUCAAAACUGGAUGCCAAUGUUCGAAGUUCUCAAAACUGGGGGGGGGGGGGGGGGGGGGGAAUUCUUCUUGCACAUUGUAGGGGAAUGUCAACUCAGAAAUCUAAGGGCGGCAUAUUGAUACAUGGUUCCCAAAGCAACUUAUGGAGACAACUGUGAAGAAUGAAUUACAGGGUGAUUGAUACAUUACAGGUUUUUCUUGUUCGGAUACACAUAAAUAUAUAUGCUAUUUAUGUGGUUCGGGUUACUCAUACCUGUCAUUAAAUCCUGAAAUUUGAGGUUUUAGGGGGGCACUGUUUCGUAGCUUGA
Molecule: messenger RNA, 1737 nt
Organism: Punica granatum (pomegranate)
Lineage: Eukaryota; Viridiplantae; Streptophyta; Magnoliopsida; Myrtales; Lythraceae
Source: RefSeq, a predicted model, not a curated record